Molecule: messenger RNA, 276 nt
Organism: Lathyrus sativus (Indian pea)
Lineage: Eukaryota; Viridiplantae; Streptophyta; Magnoliopsida; Fabales; Fabaceae
Source: the annotation of a GenBank genome assembly
AUGGGAUUCAUAAUGGAAUUCGCUGAGAAUUUGGUUCUGAAAUUGAUGGAAGAUCCAAAGGAAAGGGAUCGUAGAUUCAGGGAACACGUCUAUAAGGUGAAAGAUAGAUGCGCAAAGACCAAGGAGAUGUGGAGUUACCCUAUGCGGCCAUACGGGUUCUGGACAUUCGAACGCCACAAUUCUCAGCUUGCUUGGGAUGCACAGAUUAGUCAAGUUGCUGGUCGAAGAGAUCCUUAUGAUGAUAUCCUUCGUCACUACCCCGCCUCAUCUAAAUGA